UUAGUGUAACGAGUGCGCUUAUAGGUAUUCAUAGACUACAGUAACAGUUUGGACGCUCGAGCCUUGUAUUUGUUUUUAGGUGAAUUGUAACCUUUUCAAUAAAAUGUCAUACAUGCGUAAUCAUCGGGAACAGAUACCCGACUUUUCUGACAGUAGACGUAUUGAACGUGAAAAAAUUGGUAUCAGAGGUAUCAAAGAAGCAUGGAGUUCAUCCCCAAAACACGAUGUAGAUUCGGAUCCAGACGAAACAGUAACUGUAAAAAGGAAAUCUACAGAAGAUGAUGAUUAUGAGAAGAAAAAAAAGCGUAAGAAAGAAAAAAAAGAAAAAAAGAAGAAAAGUAAAAAGUUGAAGAAGGAAAAGAAAACUAAAAAAGCUAAAAAAGUUAAGAAAAGAUCCAAAAAACAUUCCAGUAGUGAUGACUCUUCAAGUGAUAGUGAUAGUGAAGAAGAAUGGGUUGAAAAAUCUGCUGUUUUACCACAGCCUAAAUUAAAGAAGGACCAGGAAUCAGAAGGCAGUGCUGAUGAAGGCAUUAUCGGUCCAGUACAGAAGCCUCAAGGUACCCUCAAUUCAAAAGACUUUGGUAAGGCUCUUUUACCUGGAGAAGGAGCAGCUAUGGCUGCAUUUGUUGCUGAAGGAAAGCGAAUUCCCAGAAGAGGUGAAAUAGGCUUAACAUGCGACGAAAUCGAUGCGUUUGAAUCUGUUGGAUAUGUUAUGAGUGGUAGCAGACAUCGCCGAAUGGAAGCUGUGCGUAUACGUAAGGAGAACCAGAUUUAUUCUGCAGAUGAAAAGAGAGCGCUAGCUAUGUUUAGUAAGGAAGAAAGGCAAAAGAGAGAAACUUUGAUUCUAGGACAAUUUAGAGAAGUUAUCGCUAAAAAACAACUUCAAGAUAAAAGUAAAUAAUAAUUUUUUGUUGUUUUUAAAAUUUAUGUAAAAUAUUUUGUAAAUAAUAAUUGUGAUUCUGUAAAAGAAACGAAAAUGUAAAUAAAUUGUGUACACAUUUCAUAGCUACAUGAUAAAUUUCAGUUAUGAUCUACAUCAAACCAUGUAAAUAAACUUCUUUUAAAUAAAUACUUGUAAAGUUUAAA
This is a messenger RNA of Trichogramma pretiosum, 1086 nucleotides long. Its product is annotated as NKAP family protein CG6066. NCBI's taxonomy places the organism in Eukaryota, Metazoa, Arthropoda, Insecta, Hymenoptera, Trichogrammatidae. Bases 104 to 901 code for a protein of 265 amino acids. The transcript has 4 exons. Gene Ontology annotation, biological process: regulation of gene expression. The record is from RefSeq and is a predicted model, not a curated record. Gene Ontology annotation, molecular function: chromatin binding. Gene Ontology annotation, cellular component: nucleus.